GGGAGUCAGCAUGCCACGUGGCUCGGCCGUCGCCUUGCUCCUGCUGCUGCUCCAGGGAGGCUGGGGCUGCCCCGCCCUCGUCUGCUACACAGAUUAUCUCCAGACGGUCAUCUGCAUCCUGGAGAUGUGGAGCCUCCACCCCAGCACGCUGACCCUCACCUGGCAAGACCAGUAUGAAGAGCUGAAGGACGAGGUCACCUCCUGCAGCCUCCACAGGUCGGCCCACAACGCCACGCAUGCCACGUAUACCUGCCACAUGGAUGUGUUCCACUUCAUGGCCGAUGACAUUUUCAGUGUCAACAUCACAGAUCAGUCUGGCAACUACUCCCAGGAGUGUGGCAGCUUUGUCCUGGCUGACAGCAUCAAGCCGGCUCCCCCUUUCAACGUCACCGUGACCUUCUCAGGACAGUAUAAUAUCUCCUGGCGCUCGGAUUACGAAGACCCUGACUUCUUCAUGCUGAAGGGCAAGCUUCAGUAUGAGCUACAGUACAGGAACCGGGGAGACCCCUGGGCUGUGAGUCCAAGGAGAAAGCUGAUCUCAGUGGACUCAAGAAGUGUCUCCCUCCUCCCCUUGGAGUUCUGCAAAGACUCGAGCUAUGAGCUGCAGGUGCGAGCAGGGCCCAUGCCUGGCUCCUCCUACCAGGGGACCUGGAGCGAGUGGAGUGACCCGGUCAUCUUUCAGACCCAGUCAGAGGAGUUAAAGGAAGGCUGGAACCCUCACCUGCUGCUUCUCCUCCUGCUUGUCAUAGUCUUCAUUCCUGCCUUCUGGGGCCUGAAGACCCACCCAGCCUGGAGGCUGUGGAAGAAGACAUGGGUCGUCCCCAGUCCCGAGAAUUUCUUCCUGCCUCUGUACAAGUGCUACGGAGGAGACUUCAAGAAAUGGGUGGGUGCACCCCUCACCGCCUCCAUCCUGGAGCUGGGACCCUGGAGCCCAGAGGUGCCCUCAGCCCUGGAGGUGUACAGUUACCACUUGCCACGGAGUCCGGCCAAGAGGCUGCAGCUCACGGAGCUGCGAGAACCGGCAGAGCUGGUGGAGUCUGACAGUGUGCCCAAGCCCAGCUCCUGGGCCACGGCCCAGAACUCCGGGGGCUCAGCUUACAGCGAGGAGAGGGACCGGCCGUACGGCCUGCUGUCCAUCGACACAGUGACUGUGCUAGAUGCAGAGGGGCUGUGCACCGGGCCUUGCAGCUGUGAGGAUGACGGCUACCCAGCCCUGGAUCUGGACGCCGGCCUUGAGCCCAGCCCAGGCCUAGAGGACCCACUCUUGGACGCGGACACCACAGUCCUCUCCUGUGGCUGUGUCUCGGCUGGCAGUCCUGGGCUAGGAGGGCCCCUGGGAAGCCUCCUGGACAGACUAAGGCCACCCCUUGCAGAUGGGGAGGACUGGGCUGGGGGACUGCCCUGGGGUGGCCGGUCACCUGGAGGGGCCUUAGAGAGUGAGGCGGGCUCGCCCCCGGCCGGCCUGGAUAUGGACACGUUUGACAGUGGCUUCGCGGGCUCUGACUGCAGCAGCCCUGUGGAGUGUGACUUCACCAGUCCUGGGGACGAAGGCCCGCCCCGGAGCUACCUCCGCCAGUGGGUGGUCAUCCCAACACUCUCGAGCCCUGGACCCCAGGCCAGCUAGUGAGGCUGACUAGCUGUCCAGAGCUGGCCACUGGAUACCGGGCCCUGAGCCAGAGACAAGGUCACCUGGGCUGUGAUUGAAGACACCUGCAGCCUUCGAGCCUGAUGUUUACAGUGUCUGCGUGUGUGCAUGUGUGCGUGCAUGUGUGCAUGCGUGUGUAGGUG
Saimiri boliviensis boliviensis (Bolivian squirrel monkey) is the source of this 1788-nucleotide messenger RNA. It is a transcript of the gene IL21R, whose product is annotated as interleukin 21 receptor. Gene Ontology annotation, biological process: cytokine-mediated signaling pathway. Gene Ontology annotation, cellular component: external side of plasma membrane; membrane. Lineage: Eukaryota; Metazoa; Chordata; Mammalia; Primates; Cebidae. Gene Ontology annotation, molecular function: protein binding; cytokine receptor activity. The record is from RefSeq and is a predicted model, not a curated record.